AUGCUUUCUAUAUUUUUUUUUAUAUCUUUGUUUCCUCUUGUUAAGGCUGACGAUUGGGAUGAUUUCACUAAUAAUCUUGCUACCGACUUGGCCCCUUUAAUUACAUUGUUCGGUGAACGACUUACGAAACAAUUCCUCUCCGAAUCCAUCAGCAUUCUCGAUAAUGUCAUCUUCGCCCUUUCACCACUAGGAGUCUUGACUUCCGUUGUGUCGGUAAUCAGGGUAUGCGGAAGUUCUUCCCUCAAGGCAUUCGUCGGACGAGCACAAGAAGGUCCUGCCGAAGCCGAAAGCGAACUCCUUCCUUGCGUCUCGGAAUCAACUGCGGAGCUCUUUAAUGAUGGCGGUAUUGCACGAGUCUUUGGCCGGCCCAAGAUCGUAGAGAUAGUUGCUUGGGAGGAUGUGGACCAUAAUACUGGAGAAAAGGGGACAAAGAUUGGCACUUUAAAAGAUGCCCUUAAAGAAAAGGCUUGGUCUUGCGAUGGCGAAGUUCCACCUAGUGAAUUGCCUGAACUGGAUAUUCCUAAUCUGUCAUUGAACAAGGGAAUCAAGAGGAGAGACCAAUUUUGGUUCCAUUGUGCUGCAAUACUUGGUGGUUUAUUACAGAGCAGCACUAUUAUGUACGCUGUACUCACGGUAUUUGUGUAUCCCCAACAUUUCCAGAAAGACGACAAAGCCGUCGCCUCAUACGCAUUCCCACUUUAUAUCAUCGGCACAACCCUUCUGUUUCUCGGAAUGUUCUUCUGUGCAUUUAUCAUGGAGCGUUCCUCAAAGGAGUUCUAUCUCAAAGCAGAAAAGCCAAGCAAGAUAUACUGGCUGCAGCCUGGUAACCAAGAUGUGGGCGACCAGGUCUUCAAUGCUUUCUUGGCUGUCAAUGAAGGGCCCAAUUCUUCAAUGACCAAGAAACUUCGGUAUAUCAAAUCGAUCAGGGAUCGAAGAUAUGACACGAAGUAUUUGGAGACUUACUCUACCCUCGUAUCGACGAUGUUGGGAUUCAUUCUCCAAUUCAUCGGACUGAGAGGCCUUCACGCAUCUGUCACCCUAGCCCAGUUGGGAUCAACGUUCCUAAUGACUAUCAUACGAACUUCUUUGCGUACAGAACGAAUGACACCAGAUGAAAAUAAGAUGAAAGGCGACCGGGGGCUCACGUCUCAUAAACAGCAAGACAUGGAUUGUUUUGCAUUUUAUCUCGAGAAAGUACAGUCGUUUGAACUCGCCUCGGUCCCUGGUGGGCUAGCAAACAUGCCUUCGCCGAGAUUCACGCCCCAUCUUGGACCUCCUCUGGCCAAACAAUUAAUUCGAACUAGGACCCAGCUGGCGGAUCUCACGACUAGCUUAAGACAGAGCAUGGGCGCAGAUUGGGACGAAAUGCCUAUUCGACAAAUGGCUUGCAACCUUGCAGAGACAAUCGAGUCAACUAUGGAUUUGAUCUCCGGUUGGGGAGUUGACCUCGGAAAGACCUUUGAGUUCCGACUUGGCUUCGAGUGCAGGAGUUCUUCUCCAGGUUCUGUCACACAGUCUCCGGGAACAUAUUCAAUUGGUCUCAUGCGUUGUGGUGAUGCUCUUCGAUGGAAAAUGCAAGUCAACGAGCUGGAAGCAAUACUAGGCCUGUGGACAUGGUCUUUGUAUAAGUCUGGUGAUGAUUAUAGGUUUUCGCGACUCUUCCGUCUUGUUGGACUAAGCGAAGAAGAGGCAAAAAAGGAAGAGACUUAUCUUUACUUCCACAAAUGGAUAUUCCGACAAACAGAGGCCCGACUAGUGCCACCCGACCUGAUUGAUGACUCUCGACGUCUAUUCGGCUUUGAACCUAAGGAAGGUCUCCCGAUGGGGGAUCUUCUCGCUAUCAGGACUGAGAAUGAAGUAGAGACAAUGGCCGCCCAAGAUAUCUUCAUUAAAUUUCUCAAAGAAGUUUGUCUCAACGUGAAGGAGCUUGGUGGGGAAGUCGAUGUCGUCUCCGGUAUACAGAACUCGCUUUUGGGUUCCUGUACGCGAAUUGAUGAACUGGUAUCCUGCUUUGAGGCCCAUUCUCUUGGGACAAGGGAGGAUGCAUUGUUAUGCAUUGUUCCUGUUUUGAGGAACCGAAACCUUUUGCCUGAUCUUGCAGCCGACUGCGCUAAAGUCAGAGCGCGGAGAGAACGGCUCAUAAGCCAGGGGAAAUGGCAAGAUGCGUUUGCAUUGCUGCGUUGGCUCUGCCAACGGUCAGAAGGUUCCCAAUUCCAACGGUCAGUCUACGAGUUAGGUUCUCUUUGCCGCCGAGCAUUAUUGAACAACAAUGAAACUAUUCGCAAGGAGGGGUUGGCACAGAUUUGCAAGCUUCUCAACUCAGAUAUAAGAGAGGAGUUUCUUCAAGCCCAGAAAGUAUCACUGCCUUCUGAUUGGACAAUGUCACAAGAUCGUAUUGAAUGGUGGCGCUCAUUCUCUAGCCAACUAGGCUGGACCGCAUGGAUCAUUUCAACGAAAGUUCCGGGAAUGAGCUUCAUGCAGCCAGAUUUAAAGUCACUCAAUGCACCAGAGAGCUUGCCUGGGUUUGUUGGCACCGGCCAGGAUUCAGAAGCCACCCAAACCGGCAUCCGCGCUAUGCAAGAUUGGCUCACGGUGCGAGAUCUUGAGAAUACUGGGUUCAAACGCUCAGGAGAAGAAGAGGACGACCAAUUAUGCUUUGACUGGGCCAUCGAAAACCAAUACCACGGUCUGAUUUAUUUCCUUUUGUUGAAGUGGUUGGAGUUGAGAGAGCACAUCCCGGCCCUUGUCACCCUUGGAUACUCUCUUGCGGCCAACAAACACUCCCAUUUCGCUCUGCAGAUUCUUCUUCGACAGGGUACCGACAUUGAUUCCCCUGAUAUACAAGGUUGUCCCGCAUUGUUUAACCAAGCGGCACUUGGAAACGUGGAGGGGAUAGUAAUGUUGUUGGACAACGGUGCCGAUCCUAAUGGCAGUGACAAGGCUUCCCACGGAAGGCCACUGAUCGCAGCAGUAUAUGGGGGACAUAUUACAGCUACGGCAUCGCUUCUUCAAUACGGAGCCAACGUGAACGUGUUGGACCACCAUGGGAUGACGGCGCUGUGGUGGGCAAUGGCCAGUGACCAUUUUGACAUUGCUGAGCUGCUUUUAUCCAGCGGUGCAGGGACAGAGUCAGUCGGGUCUGAUGGCUUGACACCACUUCUUUGGGCUGCAACGGAGAAAAGUCUCGCUGUUCUCGAGCUGUUGAUAAAGUAUGGAGCAAACAUCAAUGCUCAAAAUGACAGCGGCAAAACUGCACUUAUGCAGGUAGCGUCUAGAGAACAUUCAGUGCCAGUGCUUCGGUUGCUGUUAGACAAAGGAGCUGAUGUCCAUAUGAAAGACGACAGUGGCCUGACAGCCCUGGAUAUGGCAAAAGAAGCAAACUUCGAUGAGGCUAUAGCCAUACUGGAGCCAUCAUCGUAA
Penicillium hordei is the source of this 3420-nucleotide messenger RNA. RefSeq names its product ankyrin repeat domain-containing protein. Gene Ontology annotation, molecular function: protein binding. NCBI's taxonomy places the organism in Eukaryota, Fungi, Ascomycota, Eurotiomycetes, Eurotiales, Aspergillaceae. Bases 1 to 3420 code for a protein of 1139 amino acids. The transcript is spliced from 3 exons. The record is from RefSeq and is a predicted model, not a curated record.